Molecule: messenger RNA, 1653 nt
Organism: Phytomonas sp. EM1
Lineage: Eukaryota; Euglenozoa; Kinetoplastea; Trypanosomatida; Trypanosomatidae
Source: the annotation of a GenBank genome assembly
AUGGACAAAAACGGCAGUAACGAAGCGGCGACAGCGGGUGCUGUCCCAAAAAUCGAUAAGAAGGAGGCACGGAAGCUGGCUCGAUUGGCGGAAGAGAAAGCCCGUGCUGAAGAAAAAGCGAUGAUGCUCGCUAAGUACGCGAAGGUAUUUGGGCAUGCACCGAUAGUGGAGUCAACUACCCACAACAGCAUCAAAUUCACGCCAAUCUCGAGCAUAUCCCAGCGGAUAGAAGGUCAGGAGGUAUGCAUCCGUGCGCGCGUCUCGACCACGCGCAAGACAGGUAAGAUGGUGUUUCUGCUGCUGCGGGAUGAGGGGCAGUCUAUUCAGGCCAUGGCCUCCGUAGGCGAGGGUAUCCCGAAGGAGAUGGUCGACUUCGCGGCUCAGAUCCCGUGCGAGUCGAUCGUGGAUGUCAAGGCGACCGUCCACCGCGUUGAUGCGCCGAUCACCGCCGCGACGGUGUCGAAUUCGGAGCUGAAGGUGUCGACGAUCCACGUCGUGUCGGAGUCCCUGCGGACGCUGCCCUUCACCCUGGAGGAUGCGAGCCGUGGGGAGGCCGAGGAUGGCCCGCAGGUGAACCUCGACACGCGGCUGAACUGCCGCUGGAUGGAUAUGCGGACCCCCGCCUCGGGGGCAAUCCUCCGUAUCCAGUCCCGUGUGUGCCAGUACUUCCGCCAAUUCCUGCUGGACAACGCAUUCUUUGAGAUCCACUCACCAAAGAUCAUCAGUUCCGCGAGUGAGGGGGGGGCCAACGUGUUUAAGGUGCAGUACUUCAACAGUGACGCCUUCCUUGCGCAGUCACCGCAGCUGUACAAGCAGAUGGCUCUGCAGGGCGAUCUACCCCGCGUGUUCGAAGUGGCCCCAGUGUUCCGUGCUGAGAACAGCAAUACGCACCGCCAUCUCACCGAGUUUGUUGGAUUGGAUGUGGAAAUGCGCAUUAACGAGCAUUACUACGAGGUCCUGGACCUCGCGGAGGGUCUAUUUGACUACAUGUUUGAGCACCUCGCGACACACGAGGAGGAGCUGAAUGCCAUCUGCAAACAGUACCCUUUUGAGCCGCUGGUGUGGAAGAUGAGCCCGGAGAAGAUAGUUGAACUUGGUGUUGGGGUUAUUUCAAAGAGCAUGGAGCCUACAGACUGCUAUGAAGCGCGUGUGAACAACCUCGAAAGUCGGAUGCUGCGUAUUAACUACUUGCACUGCAUCAGACUGCUCAACACGGUUCUGGAAGAGAAACUGGAGCCCACGGACGACAUUAACACGGCAAAUGAAAAGCUCCUCGGGAAACUCGUCAAGGAACGCUAUGGGGUGGAUUUCUUCAUCUCGGACCGCUUCCCCUCCUCAGCGCGACCCUUUUACACAAUGCCGUGCAAGGAUGACAUCCGUUUUACCAACUCCUACGACAUGUUCAUACGCGGCGAAGAAAUAUCUAGUGGUGCGCAGCGUAUUCACAUUCCAGAGAUGCUGUUGGAGCGCGCGGCGACGCUGAAGGUGGAUCUCAUGCCGUGCAAGGAUUACGUGGACAGCUUUCGACUGGGGGCAUGGCCUCACGGAGGCUUUGGCGUAGGCAUGGAACGCGUGGUGAUGCUCUACCUCGGGCUCAGCAACGUGCGCUUGGCGUCCAUGUUCCCACGCGACCCGAGACGGGUGACACCCUAA